CCGCCGCCGCCGCCAUGAUGCAGAGCGCCGCUGCCAGCCUGACGCCGCACGUGCACUGGGCGCAGCGGCACCACGAGCUCUACCUGCGCGUGGAGCUCAGCGACGUGCAGACCCCUGACAUCACCAUCACUGACAAUGUGCUGCAUUUCAAAGCUGAGGGGCAUGGUGCCAAGGGGGACCACAUUUAUGAAUUUCAGCUGGAGUUUCUGGAACCUGUCGAGCCCAAACCAGCGUACAAAGUGACGCAGCGGCAGCUGAACAUCACUGUGAAGAAAAAAGAAAGCAACUGGUGGGAGAGACUCACCAAGCAAGAGAAACGCCCACUCUUUCUGGCCCCGGAUUUCGAUCGCUGGCUGGAUGAGUCGGAUGCUGAAAUGGAGCUCAAAGAAAAGGAGGAAGAAAGAAUCAACAAAAUGAGAAUAGAAUCCAGAGUCCCGAAAGACCCUUUCAGACACCUGAAGAGAGGAUACUUGUUCAUGUAUAAUCUUGUCCAGUUUCUGGGCUUCUCCUGGAUUUUUGUGAACAUGACGGUUCGACUGUUUAUCUUGGGAAAAGAUUCCUUCUAUGAUACUUUCCACACCAUUUCUGACAUGAUGUAUUUCUGCCAGACACUCGCACUUAUGGAGAGUGUGAAUUCAUUAAUAGGACUCGUCAGAUCACCACUGAUACCUUCUCUAAUACAGGUAUUUGGAAGGAAUUUGAUUUUGUUCAUCAUCCUUGGCAGCGUGGAAGAAAUGCAAAGCAGAGCAGUGGUGUUCUUCAUAUUCUAUGCCUGGAGUAUGAUAGAAAUAUUCAGGUAUCCCUUCUACAUGCUCUCCUCCAUUGACAUGGAAUGGAAGGUCCUCACCUGGAUCCGAUACACCAUCUGGAUCCCUCUCUAUCCUGUCGGAGCCUUGGCAGAAGCUGUCUCUGUGAUACAGGCCAUCCCCAUCUUCAGUGAAACAGGAAAAUUCAGUUUGAGAUUGCCAGAUCCACUGAACGUCACAAUCAACUUUUCAUUCUUUCUUCAAAUCUACCUUAUAUUAUUAUUUUUAGGAGGGUUUAUAAACUUCCGUUACCUUUACAAGCAAAGGAGGCAGAAACUUGGACCAAAAAAGAGAAAGAUGAAGUGAAGUUAGCGAAGCUGUGAUUUUCUUACCUAAUUUAUCUUAAAGACAAGAUGAGCCUGUGAUUCUUACAGUUUUACCCAUUAUGCUAUAAAUACUUUUGUACAGUUCAAUGAUCACGUUAGAUUUCUUAGCAUCUUCGGAAAACAUUCCUCUAUACUCUAUUUGGUUACUCUUCAGUCAUAUAUGCAUGGUAUUUAAUGUUGAACAAUGACCUAAUACUUAAAUUUAUAUCCCAUUGACCACCAUGUUACCAAGAAAUCCUGUUAUCUGCAUAUAAUAUACUUACGAGAAAAGAAAUGGAGCAGCGCUAAAUAGAAAAAGACUAGUUAUUUUGAAUUGGGUAUUUGCUCUUUCAAUAUUGCAUGCAGAUAAGGCUUCUGAUGUUGGGAUAUAAUAUCAGACCAUUCACUCCCAAAAAGGUUUGGGACAUUUAUUAAUGAUCAGUGGGAACUCUGCUUUUUUUUAGCAGCUUUCUGCUGAUUUAUAAAUAACCUGGAAGUACAACUGGUUGGCUUGGACAUGACUAACUUGUUCUUGGCUUGUGUGCAAUAGUUUCUGUACCAGUGCAGCGGGAGUACCUUGUGUUCCUGAACAGCACCUAAGUCCUAUCCAGUCAUUAGUAGUGGAAACAGCCUAGUCCUUCUGACUUCCCUUGGUGGCUUACCAGGUAAAACACUAAGGCAGCAGCUGCUUUGUGCUGUUGUGUGGCUUCUAACUCCCCCCUUCCUGAGAAUUUAGAUGCUCAAACACUGGAAAACCAGGCAGUUCCCUUUGUUCUCUGUAUCCUGAAAAAGACAUGAGCGCUGCAUUAGGAGGCACACAGGUAACACUGAGGUAUUAGGGCAGCAGAGGCAGCUAGUUCUUGCUCUGUCGUGUUGGGAACUGAGGGGGACGUGACUGAUCAAAUCGUGCUGACGUGGAAAGUUUGCCAAGCGUACUUGCUUACCCACUCUCAGUAUGGAGUGCUGGGGGUCUGUGUUGAUCCAGGAAGCUGCAGGCUGUUUUGGUGCCACAGACCAGAUGGGGGAGAGUCAAGCGAUGCUUUCAGAUACUUCACUGUUUGCAUUAGAGAUUUUUUUUUUUUAAUACCAUCAUAGAAAAAUUGCCCCCACCCUGGCAUCAGGUAUUUUCAGUGGUGGACCCUCUCCCUGCACCUCCAACUUGACCUCCUAGACUUCAGCCCUGUCUUGCUUCUGUGGUUAAAUUUAAAAGCCUGUAGCAGCUUGCAGCAUUAAUGCAGGCUAACAGCCAUAAUCCAGAAGCAUCCCUGAUGUUCACUACACCCCACUGUUUGCAUGGCCGUGUGUUAAAAGUGUUGUAGGAAAAAGGUAUCUGUCCUUUUUAUUCCCAGGUCCCAACUGAUCAAACUGUUGGUUGUUUUUUCACUGUUAAACACUCCCAGUGCUACUUCCUAUCAGGCCAGGGUAAGGACAUACAGGCUCAUCAGAGGGCAUUUUGCAACAAACAGUUUUAUCAACAAAAGACAUUAGGUCUUGAAGAACUUCUGUCGCUUUUGAAAUGUCUGAUGAAUGAACCUUUGGCUCAUGAUGGCAAAGCCAGGGCAUAAACUGCUUCCUCAGGAGAGGCAGGGCAUAAUUUAUAAACUUACUGCUUCACUACUGCACACACAUUUGCAUACACAAACCUGCUUGAUAACAGUUGAGGGAUCAUAUAGGUUAGAGUUAGCACUGAAAUCUCAUUAGCAUGGCAGGGAUGUUGCCUUCCAUUAUUUUGUUUGAGCUCCUCAACAGGGCAUUUAUUCUUUAUUAUACAUUUUCAUAACAACAUGACAUUUCUCAGUUAAGUUGUAAUAUCUGGUGGAAGUUGUUACAGACCAUAAUCUCCUGAGUUUCCUAGUUCUAAAAGCAACAGAAUGUGUAUUUCUAUCAAUAAAGAUUUACAAGC
This is a messenger RNA of Gavialis gangeticus (Gharial), 3014 nucleotides long. It is a transcript of the gene HACD3, whose product is annotated as 3-hydroxyacyl-CoA dehydratase 3. Gene Ontology annotation, molecular function: 3-hydroxyacyl-CoA dehydratase activity. The record is from RefSeq and is a predicted model, not a curated record. The transcript has 11 exons. Lineage: Eukaryota; Metazoa; Chordata; Crocodylia; Gavialidae. The coding region runs from base 15 to 1112 and encodes 365 amino acids. Gene Ontology annotation, cellular component: endoplasmic reticulum membrane. Gene Ontology annotation, biological process: very long-chain fatty acid biosynthetic process; sphingolipid biosynthetic process; fatty acid elongation.